AGCAACUUUUCUCUCUCUGUCUCUCUGUCUCUCUCUCUCUCUCUCUGAAUGAAUGAGGCAGCAAGCAAUAGUAAGCUGAUCAGUGGAAGUUCAGUAAACGAGGAGGUGAUAAGAAGCAGCUUUCAUCGGGAAGGAAAGGGUCUCAGACACUCUGAGUAGAACUAGCAGAAGCGCACGUUAACCCCGCGUGCAACCUUCUGUGCUCGCGUCUUAACUCUACUCUCUCUCUCUCUGUCUCUCUGUAUCACACGGAGAUAGGCAGAGAGAGGGAAGAAAGAGCUACUGUUUCUGCACAGGAACAACAGAAAAAAACCCAUUUCCAAGAGACUCUGACUCCCACUCUCUGCUGCUCUCUUAGGAUUUUCUGCAGAAAGACUGCAAGUUUUAGCAUAAAAACCGGGGGAGGGAGGGGGGGUAUGAUGAGAUGAAUAUGGAAGGAGGAGGAAGUAGUAUGAUGAGGUUUGGGGAGAACGAGAUGAAUAUGAUGAUGAAUUCUGGUGUGGAAGCAAUGAAUAAGCAGUUUCUUCCUCUUCCUAUGAGCGAAAAUGUUUGUUAUAGCCAAAGGGCAUCAGCAGCUGGUUUGAUGCCUGACCAAGAUAUGGAGGAGACCACUAACAAUAGUUGUAUGAGGGCUAAGAUUAUGGCUCAUCCCCUCUUCCCUCGCCUCUUGGCUGCCUAUGCCAAUUGUCAAAAGGUUGGGGCACCUGCUGAAGUGGUGGGUAGGUUAGAGGAGGGGUACGCUAAUUCUGAGGCAGCUAUGGAUGGAGGUUGCAUAGGUGAAGACCCUGCACUUGAUCAGUUUAUGGAGGCCUACUGUGAGAUGCUGACAAAGUACGAGCAAGAACUCUCUAAGCCCUUCAAAGAAGCCACGCUUUUCUUCUCAAGGAUUGAGUGUCAGCUCAAAGCCCUAACUGUUUCUUCCUCCUCAGAUUCUGGCGGUCAAAAUGGAUAUGGUGAGGAAGAGAUUGAUGCAACGGACAAUGUCAUAGAUCCUCAAGUUGAAGACCGGGAGCUGAAAGUUCAGCUUCUGCACAAGUACAGUGGAUAUUUGGGCAGUCUCAAGCAGGAGUUUCUGAAGAAGAAAAAGAAUGGGAAAUUGCCAAAGGAAGCCCGACAGCGGUUGCUGGACUGGUGGAGCAGGCACUACAAGUGGCCGUACCCAUCGGAGUCCCAGAAGGUGGCGCUUGCAGAAUCCACAGGUCUAGAUCUGAAACAGAUAAAUAAUUGGUUCAUCAAUCAGAGGAAGCGCCAUUGGAAGCCUUCAGAAGAUAUGCAAUUUGUUGUGAUGGAUGCUACUCAUCCCCACUACUAUAUGGAUAAUAUUAUGUGCAAUCCCUUUCCAAUGGAUUGCACCCCUAUGCUCCUUUGAUCAUCACAUUUUCCUAAUCACUGUAACAAUGUAACUCUUCUGUCUUGAGACUCUGAUGCUUAUAUUUUAAGUGCUUGACUAUUAAGACCUGCUUGUAUCAAAGAUUACCUGCAUUUAUAUUUAGCACCUUGUAGGGCUACUUUGCUAGAUUUGACACUUGCAGCUGAAUCAAAUAGAUGUUCAAGUAAUGCACUCA
This is a messenger RNA of Corylus avellana, 1565 nucleotides long. RefSeq names its product homeobox protein SBH1. Gene Ontology annotation, biological process: regulation of DNA-templated transcription. Gene Ontology annotation, molecular function: DNA-binding transcription factor activity, RNA polymerase II-specific; DNA binding. The record is from RefSeq and is a predicted model, not a curated record. Gene Ontology annotation, cellular component: nucleus. Lineage: Eukaryota; Viridiplantae; Streptophyta; Magnoliopsida; Fagales; Betulaceae.